Molecule: messenger RNA, 1924 nt
Organism: Moneuplotes crassus
Lineage: Eukaryota; Ciliophora; Spirotrichea; Euplotida; Euplotidae
Source: the annotation of a GenBank genome assembly
AAAAUGGGUGCUCGUUCCUGCUGCUCUCGUAAAAAUGACACCAAAAAGAAGCAUAAUAGUGUCACUGAAUUCAUAAUGAACAAGCAAGGGGGUCUCUCUAAGUCAAUGACUAUAAAGCAAAGACAUGAGAAUACCAAGGACAAACUCAACCAAUUGGUAGUCAAGGCUAGAGACUCUCCUGAACUAAGUAAUAUAACUAAGCAAGAGAGCUAUAAGUAAAUCCCUUGAGGCUCAGGAAAACAUCACUUCAGACCAUAUCGAAGAGUUACUAUCGAAAUCUCUUGAGCUCCAUCAGAAAAGGGAGAAGUCACCUUUAUUAACUCCAACUUUGGAGCCAGGCAAGAAGGUUCACAAAGCUCGUGGCUCAUAUAGCUAUUCCAAGUCGAAUGAUAAAGCUAUUAGGCAUGGAGAACUCGACUCUCAAUUUAUAAAACGAAACUCACAGACUUACCACUCAUUUUUUAAGGAUAAUGAAGGAUUCAAGAGGUCUAAAACUAAAAAUUCACGAUUUUCUAAGAGAUCCAGAAAAUCCAAAAGACUAUCAAAUCCGUUUAAACCAGCAUCUUCAAUCCUUGUGUCUAGCUCUUCUUCCUCAAGCUUAAGUCAGGUAGAAGGAUUUCACCUUGUUGGCGAGCUGGCCAAUACUGUGAACUAUAGAACUGAAAAAGCAGUGAAUCUCAAAAAUGGAAAACCUAUCAUAAUUAAGUAUUUCAAAAUUUCAGAUGAAUCAAAAUUGGAAAAGCUGGGUUUCUUUAAGGAACUUCUCAAAGAUUUUCAAGCAAUGCCAAAAUGUCAAUUCCUAGUCAAGGUCAAAGACUUCAGGCUUGAUGAAGAUACUGGUAAACUAGUAAUGAUCCAACAGCAUUGUAAAUAAAUUAAUGGACUUGGAAUACUUCCUUGGUAAUUACCAAAAACAAUACUUGAAGAAGAAAAAUUCUAAAUUAUCAGAUAACUCACCAUAUAUUGAGCCGUCAAGAGUCAAGAUCAUCACAUUUCAAAUAAUUCAGGCUCUGAAAGCCUUAGCAGGUGUAGAGCGGAACCAUGGCAAACUAGACUUGUCCAAUAUAUUUGUAUCAAAGAAAUAUAAAAUAUAAAAAUCUCAGAUUACUGAAUACAUCAUGACCCUCUAGGGAUUUCCUUCAUUGAUGGUCAAAUCCUUGACCUAUUCAAUCUGGGAAUAUGUAUUCUAAAGAUGCUUGGAUUAGCAGCCCUUCAAGAGAAAUUUGACUUUUAUAUGCAUGAUAAGAAGGAUCUCAGAAACCAUUACAAACAUGUUAAAGACUGGAAAUUGCGCAGUUUUCUUGAUAUCCUGCUCAUUAAGAAGAACUGAGACCUUGACUUAGCAGAUCUCCAACCUUUUCUACAGAUUAAUGACAAUGAUCUUGAAUCUAUGAGCAAGAUCAGCCUGGAUGAGAGCACAGAUUCUGACUCUAUCAUAAGCAAUUCUGUAAAGUGAGAUUUCACCUUCAGAAGCCAAUCAGAUAACUCCGAAACUGAAAAAGCUACAGAGAGUGAUAAAGUGGAUCCAAAUCUGCAAAAAUUCUUAACAAAUACUUCAGAAUCUACAAGUUUGAACUACAAAGUGGAAGAGAUACCCGCAAGUCUAAUGCCUUCUGGGACUGAGCUUCCUCCAAUCAAUGCUAAAAAAAAAAUUUACAAACCAAUUUCUGCAAAGGAUGAGAGAUCAAUACACCACGGGUUUGGUAUUACUGGUACUAGUAGUGAUGAAAAUGAAGAUAGCCUUCCUUCUAGCAACUCUGAAAGCCAAGAUGAAAUUGCAGGAGGUUUACUCAACGACAAUAAGGGAAAUAACAUUAUUAAUAAUACUCAACUUCCCUGGAGUCAGAAUUGGAAGACUCUCCAAAGAUGAUUUCAACAAAGAAUAUGAAAAAGAACUAGUGAGGCUGGCUAAAUGGUAUAAUAA